UGUCAAGAAACAUGUGCUACUUCCGGUUUGAAAAUUGAAAAUGGCGACAAGUGCAGGAGACUGGUGCCUGAUCGAGAGUGACCCUGGCGUAUUUACGGAACUUAUCAAGGGAUUCGGUUGUGAAGGAGUACAAGUGGAGGAGCUAUGGAGUUUGGACUCUACAAGUUUUGAGAAUCUUAAACCAGUUUAUGGACUGAUAUUCCUGUUUAAAUGGCAACCAGAAUCGGAACCAGAAGGCAGCAUUGUCCAAGACAAUCGUAUAGAGAAAAUCUUCUUUGCAAAACAGGUUAUAAACAAUGCCUGUGCUACACAAGCAAUCAUCAGUGUUCUUCUCAACUGUCCCGAGAGCGAGGUCAAACUCGGCCCCACGCUCGGACAAUUUAAAGAGUUCGCUCAGGCCUUUGAUCCUGCUUUACGAGGGUUGACAUUGAGUAACUCAGAUACCAUCCGAGAGGUUCAUAACAGUUUUUCAAGGCAGCAGAUGUUUGAGUUUGAUGAGAAAUUAGCCAAAAAGGAUGAUGAUGUCUACCAUUUCGUCAGUUACAUACCGAUAGAUGGAAGACUUUACGAAUUAGACGGACUGAAAGAGGGACCAGUAGAUCUAGGGGCCAUCCCUGCUGAUACAGAUUGGCUGGACGUUGUCAGACCAGUUCUAGAAAAGAGGAUGCAUAAAUAUAGUGCAGAUGAAAUUCAUUUCAACUUAAUGGCAAUAGUGUCAGACAGAAAAGCCAUGUAUCAGAAGAGAUUAGAAGAACUGCAGUCCAGAGGGAUGGAGACCGAGGAUGAUCAGUUAGAAAUUAGUCAGUUAAUGGUCAAGAUUCAGGAGGAGGAUGUCAAAAUGAAAAGAUACAAGGUAGAGAAUAUCAGGAGAAAACACAAUUACCUCCCUUUCAUAAUGGAACUACUCAAGAUACUAGCAGAACAGAAGCAGUUACUUCCCCUUGUAGAAAAGGCUAAAGAAAAAGCAGCAAAGAAGAAGACAGAGGAAGUGAAAUAAAGAAGAUAAAAAUCAUAAAAGAAACAAAGUGAAAGUGAAAACAAAGAUACUUAAUAGACAAAGCUAAGUACAGGCAUGUAUGGUUUUCUAGAAUGUCACUCAUUCAAAUUCUCAAGGCACAAUGAUCUGGCGAAAAAAAGAGAACAUAUUGAAGAUAUGUACAUAUUUAUAAUUGUGUACUUUAGUUUUCUGUUAAUCAUGUACCAUUUAACUUGAGGUCAUUUGCAGCAUAGCUGAAUUAUCUCCAUUUGGAUUCAAAUAGUCAUACUGACAAGACAUACAUGUACAUGAAUUGAAAAUAUGUCACAUUUCUUUAUCAUUUGCACAAAUAUUUACACAUUAAAUCUCUUCCGUUUAGGUUAUGUUUGUAAUGGAGAUAUAGAGAGGUUGUUGAAUCACUUCAGGUUUUUGCCCAUUUUUCAAUAAAUUGCAGUAGAUUUGAAAUCUUCAGGUCUGUGAAUUUGGUAUCAAAUGUUCCUGUCUCAGGUUGGUUUUCACAAUUUUUUUUCUUGUAAAUUUAGAUUACAGAAAUUUACUCUUUUGUACAAUCAGGUUUGUAUUGUUUUAUUUUUGUCUACUUCAUUUGCACGGUAGAUUUAUUUUUUUAAUUUUUUUUUUUGGUAAAUUUGUUUGUUUUGUAUUCAACAUUUGAAAAUAUAAGACCAUAAAACUUUGCACAAAACAUGUGGAUUUUUCUAUAUGUGCUGACCAUGCCAUUAAUGUAGAGCUACCACUGGUAGAAUUGUUGACUGUAAGUGACCAAAAACUUUCACUGCCACUGGUGAAUUUUCAUGUUUUAAUUGACCAGACCCCUUACCAGGAUUUAAGGUUUUGGUGAAUGUCUUUUCGUACUUGAAUAGAACUUGUUAUUGUUGUUGUAAUAUUAAUAAAUAAAACAAGUAAAAUUUCAA
Saccostrea cuccullata (small rock oyster) is the source of this 1908-nucleotide messenger RNA. RefSeq names its product ubiquitin carboxyl-terminal hydrolase isozyme L5-like. Gene Ontology annotation, molecular function: cysteine-type deubiquitinase activity. NCBI's taxonomy places the organism in Eukaryota, Metazoa, Mollusca, Bivalvia, Ostreida, Ostreidae. The record is from RefSeq and is a predicted model, not a curated record. The transcript has 11 exons. Bases 41 to 997 code for a protein of 318 amino acids. Gene Ontology annotation, biological process: protein deubiquitination; ubiquitin-dependent protein catabolic process. Gene Ontology annotation, cellular component: cytoplasm.